This is a messenger RNA of Baudoinia panamericana UAMH 10762, 2074 nucleotides long. RefSeq lists its product as uncharacterized. NCBI's taxonomy places the organism in Eukaryota, Fungi, Ascomycota, Dothideomycetes, Mycosphaerellales, Teratosphaeriaceae. The record is from RefSeq and is a predicted model, not a curated record. The transcript has 4 exons. Gene Ontology annotation, molecular function: nucleobase transmembrane transporter activity. Gene Ontology annotation, biological process: nucleobase transport; transmembrane transport. Bases 135 to 1835 code for a protein of 566 amino acids. Gene Ontology annotation, cellular component: plasma membrane.
CUAGACCAAGCUGUGUGGCUGCUCUGUUCUGCCAAUGUGCAUAAGGGCCGGUUGAGUCCUUGCACAAGAUCGCGCACCACGGCUCGAAGUCAUACACACUUGUGGACUGCCAGUAACUUGAACACUCACCGAACAUGGACAGUCUAAACCAGAGUAUCGCAGCCCGCAUUGAUGGCCUCCGAAGUGCCUUGUCUAGCAAGGAAGCCUUUGUGCAGGCGUUCGAAACCAAGGCUUCGGCAUCGGCCAAUGUCGACGAGAAGCGCAAUGUCUGGAAGAACGAAGAUCUUGACAUCAGCCCGAAGGCUGACCGAACGUGGAGAUGGUUCGACUACGCCAGCUUUUGGUGGACCUAUGGCUUCACGCCAGGCACUUGGAGCGUGGGAUCUUCUUUGGUAGCUGUUGGCCUUACAGGCUGGCAAUCCGUGAUCUGCAUCUUCUUUGGCUACCUCUUCGGUGCUAUUGGUGCCGUAUUGCACUCUCGCUCCGCGGCAGUGUACCAUUUCGGCUUUCCUGUCGAGUCCCGCAUUAUUUGGGGCUUGCGUGGUGCUUACUUCCCGGUCCUGCUAAGAGCGCUCACGGCUUUGAUCUGGACUGGUGUCUCUAUCAUACAGGGCGGAUACUUCACUACCAUCGUACUACGAUGCAUCUUCGGACACAGCUUCUGGAUAGGCAUCGAAAACACCAUUCCCAAGAGCGCUGGCAUCACCGUCCAGCAGCUAAUCGGCUUGAUCGUCUAUUGGAUCGCGACUUGCUGGAUUCUGAACGUUCCCGUUCCUAAGCUGCGUCGCGCAUUUGAGGUUAAGGCCGUACUCCUACCGCCAGUCACCAUUGCGUUGUUUGCUUGGUGCAUGUGGCGAGGUGCGGACGCACCGACCCGCAAGCUGAAAGGUGCUGCAGGUGUCGCACUGCAUGGCUCAGCACUCGGUUGGGCGAUGGUCGGCGGCAUCAACGCGAUUAUGGGGAAGACUUCGACUCUCGUCGUCAAUCAGCCUGAUAUCGCCCGCUACUCAAAGACGAAGUGGGCGCCUUUCUGGUCGCAGCUGAUCAGCCUACCACUCGGCAAUGCAGGCUGCGCUGCGCUUGGCAUCUUCGCAACCGUACGGAUUUACAAUGUUUGGGGAAACCUUGACUGGAACGUAUGGACGUUAUGUCAUGACAUUCUGGACCAUGAAUGGAACGCUGGGUCCCGAACGCUCAUCUGUCUGCUCAACCUGAUCUUCAUGUUUGCACAGGCGGUCGGUGAUCAAGGGGCGAACGUGAUCCCGUUCGGUGCAGAUGCUACCCUAUUGCUACCUCGUUGGCUCAACAUCAAACGAGGGAUGUGGCUUUCAUACAUUUUGGGCGUGGUGAUUUGUCCUUGGCAUAUUCUCGCAAACGCCUCGGGCUUCCUUACCUUCCUCGGCGGCUAUUCGAUCUUCCUCGGACCGAUCUUGGGCAUCUUCCUAACAGAUUACUUCGUCGUCCGCAAAGGCAACGUUUACAUCCACGAUCUCUUCGACAGCUCUGGGCGGUACUGGCACAACUACGGCAUCGGUUGGCGCCCUAUCGUGGCAUUCAUCGUUCCAGUCGCCUUUGUCCUUCCGGGCUUUGCGACUAAAUUCAAUGUGAAGUUGGAUGGCCAACUAGGAUGGUCCCGACUGUAUUCCUUCAGCUGGUUCUUCACCUGCACACUCGCCAGCGUAAUCUACUUCGCCAUUGCCUGCAUCGGCACAUAUGCGGCGGAGGAGAAGAAGAUGCCCUUUGAAGCACUUGCGUCUGAGGUAUACAUUGAGGAAGAGGAUCCUGCGUCAUCACCAGUCACUCGUCUUAGUAUGGAAGUGGAGACCAAGGUAUAGCCUGUGAUGCUGAUGUCUUGACGGGAAAUGACUGCGUGGGAUGGACACUUGAUUGACUUAAGCGCUUUCAGUUCUAAGUAGCUUUGGAAGACUUUACUAGGCCACCAGCGCAGUCCCUAUGCCUACCCACAUCGGUUCACACUGCCCCACCUUUUUGCAGAUGCUCCAUCGUAGCAUUUCGCACGUCCGUGAGUAUGUGGUAGUGUGCCUCAGGUAGCAAAGCCAACAACACCUGACUC